Messenger RNA from Porites evermanni, 2006 nucleotides. Lineage: Eukaryota; Metazoa; Cnidaria; Anthozoa; Scleractinia; Poritidae. The record is from the annotation of a GenBank genome assembly.
AUGGAAGACAUGAACACAGCUCUAGGCACAACAACUGAACAAGAAAAAACAAAAACGCUCUUACUCGUUUACACCGUUUUUUUUGGAACCGAAAAGUGGAUACAAGAUCGUGGUAGCUGCGGAUUUGAAGACAAAUUUCAAUUCACCGCAAAGAAAUGUCUCUCAGGCGAUUUCGAACUAACAUAUGACAAAAAUCGGUUUAAGGAAAGCGACUUGGUGAUAUUUCACGCCAGAGACAUGCCGGAUGUAGAGCAUCUUGGAACACUGUUGAAAGACAGGCCCAAAUCGCAACGCUGGGUGUAUGCUCUGUGGGAAAGUCCAAAUGCAACACCAAAUCCAGCCCCGUUAAACGGGCUGUUUAAUUUAACAUGGACGUAUAGGAGUGAUUCAGAUUUCUGGUCGCCAUACGGAAGCUACGUAGUACUAAGUGAAGAAGAGAAAAUUAACAAAACGCGAAAUAUUCCGGACUAUUCCCAAGGAAAAACCGAACUGGUGGCCUGGAGGAGUAGCAAUUGUCGCGCUCAACCUCGAAUAUCCUUAGUACAAGAACUAAAAAAAUACAUUAAAGUUGACGUGUUUAAAAGAUGUUCCGAAAUGUUUGGGCAGAGAAGAGGUUGCCCUGCUCCAAUGAGCAAUUGCCUUCAAAAAAAGUACAAGUUCUACUUGUCAUUCGAGAAUGCUUUAUGCGAGGACUACAUCACAGAGAAGUAUUGGAAUGUACUUGGUAAGAAUACAAUUGUAUAUAUGCCACAUGUAUUUGUCUAUUAAGUUCCUAAUUUUGAUUACCAGGUCUCCUUUACCAGCUAUGCUGACAUGUUUUGUCACGCGUGACCACAUAAGACAAAAAGAAACAUUCUUCGUAACGUUUAAGAUUUGAAAGAGAACUUGAAGUUCUCUAUGAAACACAAAUUAAAUUCACGAAAAGAAACGAAAAAAUAUUAUCAUUGUAUACAGAAAAUGUCGUACAUUGUACAUUGCCCAGAUGUUUAUAAUUUAGCUCAGAAAUUGGAUAACUCCGUUCAAAUUGUCAAGAUUACUGGUUACGCAUGACGGAGGAAGGUUGUCCCGGGUAGGCUAGUUAUCGCUAGCAGAGCGUUUACAAGGCAGACAAGGUAACCCUCUUGCUUGGGUAACCCUAGCACUCAAUUACCGUUACCCUAGCUCCAGAGUAACCCGAUCUGCCUUGUAAACACGUCGCCUAAAAAAAGAAGAAAUGUGUGAGCGCUAGGGUAACCCUCUUGCUGGGGUAACCCUAGAACCAGGGAUACCCUUCCUCCCUCUAAACAGGACCUUAGGGGGUCCUCAAUAGGGAGCUUCAAACCCCUCAUCCCGACCCAAACGUUCGCGCAAUCCCGUAAUCCCGAUGAUUAUGAUCGGGAUGCCGCAUUCCAUGUAUACUUUCAAUCCCGAAGCAUACCCCCACCCCCCCCCCCCCUCGCCAAUUUCCUUUAAAAUCACGAAACCUGGUAUUUAAGUAAGGCAAAUCUUGCAUUCUGAAAAACCUUAAUACAGUCAUAGAAAGUAAUACAAUUAUAUUUUUCAAUACAGGUGAAGACCUCAAUGUUGUCCCAGUCGUGAUGGGAGGUGCAGAUUACACCAAGCUGGCUAUUCCUGGGUCUUACAGCAAUGUUUUGGACUUCAAAACUGUGAAACAACUGGCGGAUUACCUUCAUUAUUUGGACACUAACAAUACCGCUUAUAACGAAUACUUUAAAUGGAGAUUAAAAUACAAAGUGUUUCGCGGCAACCUUGAUUUAUCGUUGUGUCAAAUAUGCAAAUGGUAUGUUUCAAAAUCACCACUUGAGCCAAAGGUUUAUCAUGAUCUCGCAGAUCAUUGGGUGACAAAAGGAAAAUGUAAUGCGAAAAAUCACCUUGUCACAAAUAUGUGGGAAACUCAAUCGGUAAUUACUACAUUAUCUUUUUACUUUUUGCCGUUUGUUUUGGCUGUUUUGGCUGUUUUGGCUUUAGUGCUGGCAUUACAAAGAAGACUGGCCAGAAAAAGCUAA